AUGAUUAAUAGAAACGAUAGUCAACGGAGUAAUAGGCGCCCAUUUUCUUCAACAAAUCCCUUCAGAAAUGCUUUGAAUGACAGUAGUUUACAAGAGUACAACAAUGACAAACAAUUCAUGGAAUGGACAAAGAAUAAUGGUGUCCAGAGUCCACCGUAUCUAUCCAACAGUGGUUCGAGACAUAAUUCAAAUUUCAGUUUCGUUGAUUCAGUAGAGGAAGAAGGGCCAGAAGAUGAUGUUUAUGCACACAACGGGAGGGCUCAUUCACCAGUGGUGACUAGACUAUCCACCAGCCCUACACCAAUUGCAAGUAACAACCCAUUUUUAGGUGAUGUAGCAGGUGAGGGAAAAACUUUUUCUACUGAAAGUAGUAUAUCUCAAACUUCAGAUAACAGAAAUGCUUCUGUGAGAAGUGAUAGUACUAGAAAUUAUCCAACUGCAAGAGAGGAAAAAGAUAGGUUAAGACAAUCAUACAUGGAGACAUCAAACGUGAACAGACAAUCUGAAUCACAAGGUUAUAGAAAAAAAAGUAGUCCUGGCAAUUUUGCUCCACCUUCUUACGAAGAGGCAGCAGGGACCAAAACAUCACGUUCUCAAUACCCAAGAGAAAAAGAACAUAGAUCUCACCGUAGCAACUCUAGUCAUGGUCAUAGUAGCUCGGGCAAUCCUCAUCGUCGUAGUUAUUAUCCAGAUAGUGAUCAAAAAAGAGAAAGUGAUAGGGAACGUAGCAGGGACGAUAGUAGAGAUAGUAGAUACCGUCAUCAUAGCUCGAAAUCUUCGUCUUCUAAGAGCAAAAGAAAGAAUAAGGUGGUUAUACCUAAGAAUGUCGAUUCCAUUGAUAAAUUGGACGUAACUGGCUUGUUUGGUGGCUCGUUUCAUCAUGAUGGACCCUUUGAUGCCGUGACCCCACAUAGAAAUAAAAACAUGAAGGCUGCUCCUGUAAUGGCCUUCCCAGCUGAUGGUCCAAACAGCACUAUCGGUGGUGCCUCUUCGAAACCAUCGACAUUAAACGAAGUCUUUGGAAGAGAUGAAUACGCUGAUGAUAAUAAUGGUAUGGCUAGGUCAAAAGGUAAUGUUGACUAUAGGAGAUCUGUUUAUAUGGGUUCUCUACCAAGUAAUAGUUCCAGUACAUUAGAUGCAAUUAAGAACCACUCAGAUGUUAGCCAAUUUGAUCCAAAAACGCUAACAUCUAAAGUUUCGGGCCCAACCACCAUUGGACUUGGUUCCACCACUUUCUUGGACGGAGCCCCUGCAUCUAAGACCGCUAUUAGAGAUGAUGUUAUACAGCAUGCACAUCAAUCACGUGGAGUACAAAGACAUAAAUCAUUAUCUCAACGAUUUAAUAUCGGAAGAAGUAAUACAGAAAUCAGUCAUAGGCACGGAACAUCUAGUACGACCAACAAUAGUAGUCUUAAUGAUGACGAUAUUUAUUUGAGCCGUUCAAGUGAUAAAACGAGUAAGGGUAUUACAUUCGAUGAUAACGCCAAGAAAGAAUCAUCUGGUAACACAUUCUUAAGAAGAGUAAAGAGUUUAAAAGUAUCAAGAAAGUAA
This is a messenger RNA of Tetrapisispora phaffii CBS 4417, 1551 nucleotides long. Its product is annotated as Pal1 family protein. The coding region runs from base 1 to 1551 and encodes 516 amino acids. NCBI's taxonomy places the organism in Eukaryota, Fungi, Ascomycota, Saccharomycetes, Saccharomycetales, Saccharomycetaceae. The record is from RefSeq and is a predicted model, not a curated record. The transcript has a single exon. Gene Ontology annotation, cellular component: cytoplasm.